Molecule: messenger RNA, 774 nt
Organism: Rotaria sp. Silwood1
Lineage: Eukaryota; Metazoa; Rotifera; Eurotatoria; Philodinida; Philodinidae
Source: the annotation of a GenBank genome assembly
AUGGAUAAUAAAUAUAAUACAGAGAUAUUUAAUAAUAAAGAAGAAAUGUUUGAUGACAAUCAAAAUGAAACUAGUGAUGCAAAUGCUACUGCUUCCACUAAUGAAGAAAAUUUCAAAAGACCAAAGUUCUUUCAAAGAUUUGAUGAUAAAAAAGAAAAUAAAAAAUCUGCAAAUGCUGUCAGCCUUGCAAGUUUGUUUCGAUAUGCUACAAUGAUCGAUAUAAUUUACAUGUUAGUCGGUACUCUCGGAGGUCUAGCUAAUGGCUUUCUUUUCCAACUCAUGGUUCUUGUAUUUGGCAAUCUUCUAAAUUCAUUUACUGAUCGAUCUACUGAUUUAUGUAGACUUAAUUUUACAGCUCUUGCUAUUGGCUAUUGUCCACCAGGUUAUCAAUUAACAGCAUCGAAUUAUCUAUCAUCAGUUGCUGUUUGCCAUUUUAAUCGAACUAUGUUCGAUUUUCAAGGCCAAAUAAAAAAGCAAACACUUUAUGCAGUUGCUAUUGCUUGCGUUAGUAUUAUAUUGGGUUACACUCAAGUAGUAUUUUGGAGUAUGGCAGCGGAAAGACAAACAAAAGCUAUUAGAAAGAAAUUAUUUCAAUCGAUUCUUCGAAAAGAAAUUCUUUAUUUUGAUUUACAUAAAACUGGUGAACUUAAUAUAAAUUUGACAGAUGAUGUAGAUAAAAUUCAUGAUGGAAUCGGAGAUAAACUUGGUUCAACAGCACAAUUUAUAGCUGUUUUUUUUACCGGAUUGAUUCUUGGCAAGUUUAUAUAUGAAUAG